Messenger RNA from Pygocentrus nattereri (red-bellied piranha), 1601 nucleotides. Its product is annotated as endonuclease domain-containing 1 protein-like. The record is from RefSeq and is a predicted model, not a curated record. Bases 150 to 1151 code for a protein of 333 amino acids. NCBI's taxonomy places the organism in Eukaryota, Metazoa, Chordata, Actinopteri, Characiformes, Serrasalmidae. Gene Ontology annotation, molecular function: nucleic acid binding; metal ion binding; hydrolase activity. The transcript is spliced from 3 exons.
AUCAGUGAUGAAGACUUCCAUGUCUAUAUAUACACAUGGAGGCUUCUAUAUAAACAUGUACUCAGAGAGCUGAAGUAGAGAGUCAGAAACAAGCAGACUGCACCUCUUCCAGCACUGACAGCAUCACAUACCGCUUCCUGAUCUCCAUCAUGAGCCUCAUCUCUCCGGUGCUGCUUCUGCUGGCUUUCUCUGGAUGUUCCAGUGAAGUCGUACCUGAUUUUACCGAGACAUGCCCUGAAUUCUUUGCUAUGCCAGGAGGAACUCUGUUUCCUCCAACUAUAUUUACAGGAAAUAAUUACAAACAGAUCUGCCAAAAACGAGAAGACACACAUGAAUUUGCAACACUGUAUGACACAGAAAACAGGAUCCCCGUGUACUCAGCCUACAGGUUUGAAGGUAUCAAGCAUUGUAAAAGACAAAAGAUCUGGUAUAUUGAACCCCAGCUUGAAGCCCUCGGCCCAAAUAUGGCAUCUGAAUCCAGCAAGCUCAAGAUACAAAAUCAGGCUACAGGUGAAGACUACAAAAAUUCAGGCUAUGACAGAGGACAUCUGGCUCCAGUCUACCAUUCCAGGUCACAGAGCUGCUCUCAUGCCACCUUCACCCUCACCAACACUGCUCCACAGAACAGCUCUUUCAACCAAGAUCAGUGGAGGAUUACAGAGGAAGCUGUGGCUCAAACUCUGAACAGUACGUGCUUACCAAAUUCGGCUUAUAUUGUCACUGGGGUGGUUCCUGGCCCUGAUAAAAUAAAAAACAGAGUUUGCAUUCCAAGUCACUUCUGGACCGCUUACUGCUGUCUAGACAAUAAUCAGCAAGUGAUAGAUUCACAUGGUUUCUUAGGAGAGAACAUAAAUGACCCAGUGCAGAAUAUGACAAUCAGGGAUCUAGAAGGAAAGCUGACUGAUCUGUAUGGAAAAGGGGCUUUCCAUAUAUUUGGUGGGAAGUGUAAGAAAAUUAGCAGCACUCUUCGUAGGUUUCCCUCAUAUGAUUCUGUGAAAGACCAUCUUCUGCAUUGCCAAGAAAGGCAUUCAACUGCUAAAGAUUUUCUUACAUGUGUUGAAAGAGUGCAUCGGAGGAAUCGCUGGAAGAAUUCUCAUCGCCAGCUGAGACCUUUAGGAAAAUACUCUUUCAGAAUAUCAGAAUCUUCAUGAAAACUGUGUUAAGUGGGUACUAAGAAGAAUUUUUCAGAACAGUUGGUGAAUGAGGCCCAUUGUUCUCAUGUUCUUAGGUAUUAUUUGCCCUUUUUUAAAUGAAUCACUAACAGUAAAUGCAAAAAUUGUACAUUAACCCUUAUCUAUGAAGAAGAAAAUGAUUAUUAACAUCACAGUAGAUGUAUAUAUGGAUAUCUAUGCAUCUUGUGCAUUUUCCUCAAUACAAAUUAUAGAAUAUUUCAUUAAACUUCAUUUAGCGUUUUUAAAAACUUAGUCACUCCUGGUCAAGUGACAUGUUUUGUUGAUGUUCUAAGUGAACAUUAGUGAACACACCCUCUGCAAAAAGCACAAUUAUGCAAAUUUUGUAUAACUUUGUUUAAAUUAAUCUGUAAUCUCAUCUUUUUCUGCAUUUUAAUCACUCAAUUUCUGUCAAUAAAUUCUCUUACAGUA